AUGUCCAUAGCCGCAUAUCUAGCCAAAAACUACCUAACAGCAGACCCCCCAUCGACCUCCGACCACGUCAAAAAACGGCGAAAGAAGAACAAACAUGCAGACACCACCAAUUCUGGCGGUCUAAUAAUCGCAGACGAUGACCCACCAGACCUCCGUACCGCAUCUUCGAAGCCCAAAAGUCACAGAUUCAAACGUGGCAGUGACGAAGAAGAUGAUGAUACCCCCUACACAAUAGCUGACGAACGACACUCCGCCGAAUUCCGCAAGUCGAAGAAGUCCAGCUGGAAGACGAUAGGCGGUCCUGCUGCGCCAUCAAAUGCUGAGCAGGUAGCUGCUGACGCCAUCCUAGCCUCUGCUGCUGCUGAGCGGGCUGCACAUGAAGCUGAGGACGAAGACAGGCCUGUAAUCGCCGACGGGGAUCCCGAUGCUGAGCAAGAGAGUGGCGAACUGCGUAUGGAAUCCGGUGCGCGGACGGGCUUGCAGACGGCCGAAGAGACAGAGGCGAUGGUAGUUGCACAGCAGCGCAAGCGUCAACUGGAGUCGUUGGCCAUGAAGAAAUCUGACCGUGCUGGGAAGGGCGUCGUGGAGCCCGAAACCAUAUACCGCGAUGCGAGCGGGCGGAUAAUCAAUGUUGCCAUGAAAAGGGCGGAGGCGCGGAGGGCGGUGCAGGAGGCUGCAGCGGCUGAGGCGGCGGCCAAGGAAGCGUUGACGGGCGAUGUACAGCGGCGUGAGAAGGAGGCGCGGAGGGAGGCGCUGAAGGAGGCUAGGUAUAUGCCGCUUGCCAGGACGGUGGAUGAUGAGGAAAUGAAUGCCGAAUUGAAGGCUAGGCCGAGGUGGAAUGAUCCUGCCGCGGAAUUUUUGACGAAAGGGACGACGAGUGGAGGUGGCGCUGGGUUCGCUGUUGGAGGCGGGAAGAGCGGGAGGAAAGUGUAUACGGGGCCUGCUGCACCCAAUCGGUAUGGAAUACGGCCGGGGCAUAGGUGGGAUGGGGUGGACCGGGGCAAUGGGUUCGAGCAGCAGUGGUUUGAGGCGCGGAAUAAAGUACACAUGCGGCAGGGGUUGGAGUAUGCGUGGGCGAUGGAUGAGUAA
Paracoccidioides brasiliensis Pb18 is the source of this 1089-nucleotide messenger RNA. RefSeq lists its product as uncharacterized. The transcript has a single exon. Gene Ontology annotation, cellular component: U2-type spliceosomal complex; RES complex. The coding region runs from base 1 to 1089 and encodes 362 amino acids. Gene Ontology annotation, biological process: mRNA splicing, via spliceosome. Gene Ontology annotation, molecular function: RNA binding. The record is from RefSeq and is a predicted model, not a curated record.